This is a messenger RNA of Globicephala melas (long-finned pilot whale), 3624 nucleotides long. RefSeq names its product potassium voltage-gated channel subfamily E regulatory subunit 3 (gene KCNE3). Gene Ontology annotation, biological process: negative regulation of delayed rectifier potassium channel activity; regulation of ventricular cardiac muscle cell membrane repolarization; membrane repolarization during action potential. Gene Ontology annotation, cellular component: membrane. Lineage: Eukaryota; Metazoa; Chordata; Mammalia; Artiodactyla; Delphinidae. The record is from RefSeq and is a predicted model, not a curated record. Gene Ontology annotation, molecular function: delayed rectifier potassium channel activity; voltage-gated potassium channel activity involved in ventricular cardiac muscle cell action potential repolarization; transmembrane transporter binding.
GAGGGGGCGCAGACGGUACUGGUCGCGGGCUGCGAGCAGGGGGGCUGGCGGAGCGCCUUGGGGCGCAGUGCGGGGCACCCGCGAGCCCAGGGCGAGGUGUCCAACGAACAGACGGCGCCCCUGGGAGCCUUGCCGACCGGCAGCAGGACUACAGAAUGGUACCCCUAAAUGGAGAGAGAUUACAGGGCUGAUCAGAGAGGACGAGAAACAAGGAAGGCUUCUGAAGGAGCUCUGGGCCUUCCCAGCUCCCAAAGUCAAUAUUGAGAGCCCAGAUGUGUCCAGGGACAUCCUGAAGACAUGUCAGGACAUCCGGAGGGGCUGAGGAGCCUUAGGGCGCCCACAGGGAGAUUCCUGGAGCUGACUAGGAGCCAGUGAAUUUGCUGUUGUUUGAGCAUCCUCCGAUUCUUCCCCCACCUGAAUCCCUGUUGCUAUGGAGACCACCAAUGGGACUGAGACCUGGUAUGAGAGCCUGCACACUGUGUUGAAGGCUCUAAAUGCUACUCUUCACAGCAACUUGCUCUGCCGGCCAGGGUCAGACAACCUGACUGAGGAGAGGCGGGCCAGCCUACCUGGCCGCGAUGACAACUCCUACAUGUACAUUCUCUUCGUCAUGUUCCUAUUUGCUGCCACUGUGGGCAGCCUCAUCCUGGGAUACACCCGUUCCCGCAAAGUGGAUAAGCGCAGUGACCCCUAUCAUGUAUACAUCAAGAACCGUGUGUCUAUGCUCUAAUGCUAAGAGGCCGGGGAUGGCAGAAGAUCAAGAUUCCUGAGGAUUAUCUUGUGGGGCCUCCAGAGCUCAGCUAUGUGUUACAUCAGGCCUCAGUGUUCUAAUCUGUAAGAUCAACAAGAAACAGUACUAAGGGAGGUCAUCAUUGGGGAAGGAGGAGAGGAUCUAGCAGACCUAGGCCUUGUGGAUAAGGAUUUUUUCCAGCAAAGAUAGACGUUACAGACAGUAGGAGCCCUUUGAACAAAUAUAUAAAAGUGGCAGGAAUUCCCUGGUGGUCCAGUGGUUAGGACUCCGUGCUCUCACUGCCAAGGACCUGGGUUCAAUCCCUGGUCGGGAAACUGAAAUCCCACAAGCCGUUCAGUGUGGCCAAAAAAAAAUAAAUAAUAAAAAAAUAUAUAUAUAUAUACACACACACACACACACAUAUAUAUGUAUAUAUAUAUAUAAAAGUGGCAACAUAUAAUGACAAAUGAGUGUUCUAGUGGCCGGAGUGUUGGGGGCUAGGGGCUAGAGGAAGGAAAAGAGGAAGUUGUAGCAGAGGGAAAUGAGACAGGAAAAUGCCCUGAGGACACAUUUUUUGAUGUGUUAUCUUCAAUGACCAUGAGAAGCAGCAAUGAUUAUCUCAUAUCACAGACAGGAAAUCUAAGUUAUGUUACUUACUUAUAUUUUUUCACAUUUUAUGUUUUUCAGCCCAUUUAACAUUUGUGAUUUUACCCCCCCGUGAGGGAAGCAGAGCAAGUGCCAUUCUGCCCAUUUGGGCCAAAGCAGUACCAUGACUGGAACCCAGGUUCUCUGGUCACCUUGCCUAGUGCUUUGCAAAACUGUGUGCUACCUAGGAGUGGAUCUAGGCCUGAAACUUAUAUAAUUCUGGGGGGCCCUCCUUAAGAAAAAGAAUUUUAAAAUAUCUUAUUUUUGCAAGUAUUACAAAAACAUAUCACCAUGUUAAUACAUUGUUGGGGCCCCUCCUAAGAUCUUAAGAAGGAGCCAUGCAAGUACAGAGCCCUGACUGUUAAGCCUCAUUAGCUCCAUGGUCCCUGUGCCCUUCCACCAAUGUCCCAGUGCCUUUCCCAGCCCCAUCUCCAGUCCUGGGGACUUCACUACCUCUAAGGCAGCCUCUAACAUUUUGAAUGAAUUCUGUGAGUAAUUUUCUGAUAUCAAGUUGAAAUCUGCUUCUAGAAGAUUAUUAUCACACCUAGAAGAUUACCAUAUUAAAAGAGGCAGGUACCUGAUUCAGUGGAAAGAGAACCAGCCCUGAUUCUACUACCAGUGUGGUAUAUAAACUGGCUAGACACUUCCCUCUCUGACUCUUGUCCUUCUUCAGCACCGUGAAAUAGAAAGUUGAAAUAGUUGAAAGUCUCUAAGGGCUCUACCAGAUCUGAUAGUCUAGGCUUCACGUACAUUGAUUUGAACCACAUAAAACUGCUGUGCUGGACUUCCCUGGUGGCGCAGUGGUUGAGAAUCUGCCUGCUAAUGCAGGGGACACGGGUUCAAUCCCUGGUCCGGGAAGAUCCCACAUGCCGCGGAGCAACUAAGCCCGUGCGCCUAGAGCCCACAUGCUCUGCAACAAGGGAAGCCACUGCAAUGAGAAGCCCGCACACCGAAACAACGACCCAAUACAGCCAAAAGUAAAAACAAAUUUAUUUUUAAAAAAAGUCAGGAAGUUCCAAUGAAUCCAAGAGUCACACACACACACACACAACUGCUGUGCUUGUAGGUCAAAAACAGCUGAAUAUCAGUAGUUUCACAUGCUUCAGCUGAAUACAUGAAAUGUGGCCAGCUACAAAUCCCAGGCUGGAACCUCCCACUGUUCUGUUUAAUUUCUGUUAUUAAGGAAUCUCCAUGGGGUCUCCAGAAAGCCCUAUCAAAACAUACAUAUUUGUGUAUAUCAAAAACUUUGAAAGCAUAUUUUGAGAGCACUUAUCUCUGAAGAGAAGGAUUAUGGGUGAUUUUCCCUUUCUACUUUAAAAAUUUAUGUAAUAUUUGAUUUAUUUGAUCGUAAGUAUGUUUCUUAUAUAAUAAGGGGGGGGGAAGCUACUUUUACUUUGAAAAAAUGAAAAUAAACACCUGUGUGUUACUUGAAUGGAGGAUCACAGAACACAUUUGCUCCCAUGAGCAGUUAGUCAUGUUGAUUCCAGUUAGGAAUGUUGAUUCCAUGCAAAUCAGUGCUGAGCCCCACGUGUGCUCUCAAGCCUUUCCUCAUAUCUUCUUGAGAGAGAAGGUGGAGACCUGCUUAAGAAGACGUGACAUAUAGGUGGACAACGGACUCGAAGUCUACAGCUGGAUGGGACUUUGGAGACCGCCCAGCCCAAACACCCAAAUAAAAUACGGAAUCCCAACAAGAAUAAGAAUGAAUGUCAGGUAAUGGAUGCUAUCAGGAUUUUGAGAAAUGAGAUUGAGUGGAUGCAGAGGAGCCAGAGAAAGGUAGAAUUUGAACUGGGCUUUGAGAGAUAGGACAGAUCUACGUGGGCAGAGGGAAUGAACGGAACAAGACAAGGGAAGCUUGGAGGCAGAAAUGUGGCAAGACCACCCUCCUGAAGAGAGCAGGUCGGCGGCUGGAUGGAGCAGGAAGCAGCCCAGAGUGGCUGCGCUGGGAGUUCAGUGUCCCCAUCUAUGGGGGAGACUUCCCUUCACACAGUCCUUAUACUCACAGGGCUUAAAAAUAGAGUAAUACAAAUUCUUUUGCUUGUAAGUUACAGAAAUCCAGUGUGUAUUAGCAUAAGCACAAAAGGGGAUUUAUUGAGAGGAGUAUGGGGUAGUUCAAAAGAGGAGCUACCAGGGCUUCCCUGGUGGCGCAGUGGUUGGAAGAUCCCACAUGCCGCGGAGCGGCUGGGCCCGUGAGCCAUGCCUGCGCGUCCGGAGCCUGUGCUCCGCAAGGGGCUCAAUAUACCUCAUUAUGU